CUUCGACCAAAUGGUUCAUUUUAUUUCCGAUCGUCGAACAAAACGGUCGUGUCAAAACGUGCGUGUGAAGUGUAUGUGUGCUGUCUCAUCAGAGUCCUCUCUACAUCUAAGGCCAUCAGUCAGAAUGUCUCCAGGAGCAGCCUUAAAUACUGAGGCCACAAAGGAUCGGUCUGGUUUGUUGCCACGUUUGGAGUCGCUCGACCGGAUGCUCAAAUUGCCGGUGGUAGACGCAACCUGGCAGCGUACCCAAAGCGUGUACGGUAGAGUAAAAGGAUAUAGCAACCUGCUGGCAUGGGCCUUCGGAACGGCUGAGGGUGUGCUGCAGCGGGCCGUUUCCAUCUCAGCCCCACUGGUGCACAAGUUCGACCGCCCCCUUCACAUGGUCGACCAAACUCUGGUCAAGGGGAUCGACAAGCUGGAAGAGAACGCUCCAAUCAUUAAGGAGCAACCGGAACAAAUUUACAAUCAGGCCAGAACGAGGGUGCUUGACUCAGUUAAACCAUACACGGAGAGGGUGAGCGAGCUGCGUUCGGCUUCCCACCGGAAGGUUUCCUCGCUGAAGGAUAUAUCAUGGAAAAAGGCCAACGAGGUGCUCGCCAGUCAGUACGGGUCGAUCGCCAUUAACGGGGUGGACGCGACGGCUCAGCUAGCGGAGCGUUUGUUAGAUUACUUCAUUCCGAAGGAUGUGAGAGACGGCGAGGAAGAUGAUGCACCCAUACCGAUCAGUGAAGACCCAGUGCUGCACACCGUCCAGACCGUGGGACGCCUUUCGAACAAAAUCAGCCGCCGGGUCUACCAGGUGAUUACGCAACACAUCAAAACACUGCGGAAGGAGGAUGUUAGGGAAUACGUGGCCACCCUGAUUGCUGCACUCGGGCUUGCCCAGUAUCUGAACUCACUCGCUGACAAUCAACCCAUGGAUGAGGUCGAUGCCAAUUCGGCUGAUCGUGCUGCGGCAGUUGUCCUGGAUGCGGUCAAGGAAGCAGUGAAAGAUUCGAAGCCAACGAAGGAAAAACCUUGAAUAUUUUGUGCAGGAUAUUUUUGUUCAAGAAGUAGUAUAUUUAUGAGUACGUGUGUCGUCAUCAAUAGUUUGAUUUUCCAUCACAGGAAGAUUUUUUUUAUCUGUGGUAAUAUAUUUUGAAUGGCGGUUUAUUUAUUUUUGAAUAUUGUACUCGUAUCAAGAAAUGUGAGAAAAAAAGUGUUUGAUGAAUAUAUUUUUUGAGAUAUUAUAAUUUAUACAAUAUACAUUAUAUGAAAGUGUUUAAGUAUGUA
This is a messenger RNA of Toxorhynchites rutilus septentrionalis, 1272 nucleotides long. Its product is annotated as lipid storage droplets surface-binding protein 2-like. The transcript is spliced from 2 exons. Gene Ontology annotation, biological process: positive regulation of triglyceride storage; lipid storage. Lineage: Eukaryota; Metazoa; Arthropoda; Insecta; Diptera; Culicidae. Gene Ontology annotation, cellular component: lipid droplet; cytosol. The record is from RefSeq and is a predicted model, not a curated record. Bases 11 to 1021 code for a protein of 336 amino acids.